Molecule: messenger RNA, 1157 nt
Organism: Magnolia sinica
Lineage: Eukaryota; Viridiplantae; Streptophyta; Magnoliopsida; Magnoliales; Magnoliaceae
Product: transcription factor HY5-like
Exons: 6
Coding region: 1-816 (271 amino acids)
Biological process (GO): positive regulation of transcription by RNA polymerase II; response to far red light; red or far-red light signaling pathway
Cellular component (GO): nucleus
Molecular function (GO): DNA-binding transcription factor activity, RNA polymerase II-specific
Source: RefSeq, a predicted model, not a curated record
AUGAUCGAAUCUUAUGUUUUGAGCGCGAAUUCCAGAAGGGGAUGGAAGAAAUCUUCGAAUCACGGAGAAGAGAAUUCGAUUCUUGAUGAUUGGAAGAGACAAUUCCAAAAUGUUUAUUUUUUUGGCGCUCUGGAAAGUGGCGGUUCUCUAAUCAGCGACGUGUUCUUCUCUCUCCCGCCCCUCUCACCAGCAAAAGGCGAGAAUGCGAGCCGCCACGUCUCUCAUUUUUCCUUCACCACUCUCCCAAAUUACCCCCACCAAAACCCUGAAAUCCCCAAAUUCUCCUCCUCUUACAGAACCUUCUCGCCGCCUCCCCUCCGCCGUACGUCAGUUACCCGGCUAGGUAUGUCACUUCCCGACGCCUCCACGUCGACUUCUUGGUGGCUGACCCCGCUCCCUCCGUCGCGAUUGAAAGACAAAGCAGUAGAGGAGAGCGAUGAGGAUUUGUUCACGGUCCCCGACAUGGAAUCUGGACCGUGCGAUUCAACGAUGAAGGUGGCUGCUGCGGCGGCAUCGGAUGUUCAACAGGUUCAUAGCAGCAGCGGUGGCGUUGCAGGGAAGCGUAGGAGGGUACGGAAUCCGGCGGAUAAGGAACACAGAAGGCUGAAGAGGUUGCUGAGAAACAGAGUCUCCGCACAACAAGCCCGUGAAAGAAAGAAGGUUUAUGUGAAUGAUCUUGAAUCAAAAACCCGAGAACUGCAAGAUAAGAAUGCCAAAUUAGAGGAGAAAAUUUCUACUUUGAUCAACGAAAAUGCCAUGCUUCGGAAGGUCCUUAUGAACACAAGGCCUAAAGUGGAUGAAAGUACUGAGACAUGAUAUCAGUUGGGCAAAACCUGACAAUUCAGGGCUGAUAGUCUUUUUACAGAAAGCAAGGACUCUAGCGGCAGUUUGCACCAUUUUAUAGAUGGUGGUGAUUUAUUCUCUUUACAUUUGGUGCAAUCCAGACCAUCCAAAUAAUGGGGAACUUGCAGAUGGGGCAUAGCUCAAAAACCACACUGAUCGAGCAAAUGAUCCAAUUAAUGGUUAUCGAAUUGAUGAUUAAAAAAAUGUGAAGCACAUUUACCAUUUGUGAAUUUUGGAUUAUGAAUGGUCGAUGUGUCAUCUCCUGGUCUAUUUUGCACAUCUUCGACUCGUAAAUGGUGUAUAUUUUAUGGAUU